AUGAAUGUAAUACGAACCGAAAAGGUUUUCCAACCACCGGGAGGACGAAAUGAACCUACUACCCGAGACCAGUUUGCUGUACCUUCUCUGGCAAAGAGAUCUGGUACGAAGAGCACCACGGAUGGCAACUUGAGCACGACCGAAUCUGGCGGUAUUAUUCUCGCAAUAACGACCGGUCGAGGCGAAGCGAGGGCCGAAGUGGGAUUGGCAGCAUUGGACAUCCGCUGCCCGUAUCUGAUUCUUUGCCAAAUCAGCGAUUCCCAAAUAUACACGAACGCAUUGAGCAAAUUAUACUUGUUCGAUCCCAUCGAAGUUCUGAUGCCAGACACGAUGUGUGAACGUACAACGAGCAGGAGCGUCCUCUAUCCCUCGAUCAAAGAUAAGUUUCCCGAGCUGCAAGUAACUCCGAUAUCUCGAGUUCAUUUCAACGACACUGUCGGUUUGGAACGAGUGAGAACUCUUUGCGCAGCCGAGUACUCGUCGGUGGAAUUAUUCGUUAAGCAAAAGUAUUACGCGUUAGCCGCAGCUGCAGCUUUACUGAAAUACGUUGAAUACGCGCAGCGUAUAGUUUACACUCCGAAAUCGAUGAAAAUCGAAUUUCAGGGAUCCCCGAACGCCACUACUGUAGAUUUGGAGAGUGCGCGGAGCUUGGAGUUGGUCCAGUCACAGAGCGGUCAACGAAACGUCAGUUUGUUAGGUAUCUUGGAUAAUUGCUCGACUCCGAUGGGCAGAAAACUCUUACGCGCCAACAUCCUCCAACCUCCGUGCGAAGAACGUCUUAUUCUCGAGCGACAAUCUUGCAUCGCCGAGCUGGUGUCCAACCGUUCGAUGCAGGCUCUGCUUCAGCCAAUAAUACGGCGACUCUACGGCGCUGAUAGGCUACUAGCACUAUCGACGACGCCCAUUCUGCAGGAAAACAAUGUGCAAUGCGCGGAGCAGAAUUUAAAUUAUCUGUUGCUCUUGAAAAAUUUGUUGAACGUUGUUCCGGAACUCGAGAGCACCCUGGCGCCUGCAAAGAGCGAUCUGCUUCAAAGAAUUCGAAAGAAAUUAGACGAUCCUCGUUACCAGCUGAUGAAGGAAAGAAUUCUCGAGACGAUACACUCUGACGCUAGGUCCGUGUCAGGAUACACGUCAGCGAACAUGCAGCGUUGCUUCGCCAUCAAGGCGGGAAUCAACGAUCUGCUGGACAUAGCUCGUCAAACGUACUGCGAGCUGAUCGACGACAUGAAAACCAUGGUGGAGAAUCUAACGUCCAAGUACCACUUACCUCUAUCCUUGGGGUGUAACGCGUCGCUGGGUUAUCACGUUCAAGCGAUACUGCCGCGAAACUUGGACACGGAACGUUUUAUCCCGCCGGACGAAUUUAUAGAGGUGCGGAGGAACAGACGAGUCUACACGAUGACCACGACCUCGCUCGCAACGUUGGGCCAACAGUGCAAGAUCGCGUCCGAAGAAUUGCACUUAAUGAGCAACGUGCUCCUUUGCGAUUUGCUACAAAAUCUUCGACAACACGUCGGUUGUUUGUUCCAAUUGUGCACCGACGUGGCUGAACUGGAUUUAAUAACUUCUCUCGCUCGAGUAAGUUCCAUUCAGACAUAUACCAGGCCAACGUUUGGACCAAAGUUGGAAUUACUCGACUCGAGGCAUCCGGUGCUGGAGAUUUUCGGUCUCGAUGGACCUAUACCGAAUAACGUUCAUGCAUCAGUGCCAUUGAACGUUCACGUCAUCUCUGGGCCCAACAUGAGCGGCAAAUCAACCUAUCUCAAACAGAUUGUAUUGUUGCAUAUAAUGUCACAAAUUGGCUGUUUUGUGCCAGCCAGAAAGGCAGUGUUUCGUAUAACGGAUCUCAUAUUCUGUAAAAUAGCUCUACGCGACGACAUCGAGUGCAAUGCAUCCACGUUUGCCAUCGAAAUGAAAGAAGCACAAUAUAUUCUGCGGUCCAUCACACCCACGUCGUUGGUCGUUCUGGACGAAUUGUGCAAAGGCACUGCGAUCGAGGAAGGUGCCUCGAUCGCUUGGGCCAUAUGCGAACGACUUUUGAACACGAACGCGUUUAUAUUCGCGGCAACCCAUUUUGUAUUUCUGACGAAACUGGCGGAUUUGUACUACAAUGUGACGAAUCAUUACUUUGAAACGAUAAACGCGCUAGGAACAACGGAAACGGACAAUUGUUGCCGAUUAACGUACACUCAUCGGUUGAAACUCGGAGUCGCGCCUACCGAUGAUUACGGUAUCGUUCUAGCAGAAUCGUCCGGUUUGCCAAAGUCUGUCACGGAGAAGGCUCGGAAAUAUGCUUCAGAGCAACUGACCGUCGAUCGAGUCAGGAUCGAGACGUCCACCUGGGAGCAUGCUUGUUACAAGAUUGUGAGCGAAAUGUACGAACUCUUAGAAAUCGAGAAACUUGAUCAAACGCAAGUAACGAGGUUCGUCGAGCGCAUUGCAAAAGUUCAGAUGCAAGAUGGAGGUAAGGACACCGUAAAAGAUAACGGAACAACAAAUAGCAAAGAAAUUGUCGCGAAGAAAAGGAACGAAAACGAAGUUCCCAGCGUUCCUACGCCUGUGGAACUAAAUCCUAGAAGAAGUUUCGAAGGAACUAAACAACGCACACCUGACGCACCCGAAAUCUGCACGGAUAACAAUGUUACGGGCGCUUGGACGAUUGCAACGCAGACCAACGUUGCAAUCGCCACCCACGUAACACGAAGUAGCUCCUUUGAGUAUCAAAAUAAUAUCCUAUCCAUGUCCCAGCAAACGCAAAACAAAACUAUCGAUUUUGAAAAUGUCGCGUCCGUGCCCCGCCAAACGCAAAACAAAACUAUCGAUUUUGAAAAUGUCGCGUCCGUGUCCCACCAAACGCAAAACAAAACCGUCGAUUUGCAAAAUAUCUCGAUUAGACCCCAACCAGCGCAAAAUAGAAUUUUCGAUUUCCAAAAUGUACCAGAGCCCCGCCAAACGCAAAGCAAAAAUGUUGCAACCGCGUCUCAGCCGAAGGAAAUCAGAACCGUCGAUUUUCAAAAUGUGCCUCUCAAUUUGGGUGGUAGCAAACGAAACGCGUCGUGUUAUUCGUUCAGUUCGAUCCCGUCUUUGCUCUUCCCUUCGACAGCCACCGAAAAUGCGUCUAACAAACUCGAGAAACAUCCGUCUACGUCGAGCAACAGAUCUUCAUACGCUGAAGAACUCUGCGAUGACCCCGACUCGAUCUGCUCUAAAACCAAUGACACUAUGCAGUGCACUCAGUUUACGGACAAAACAACGUCUAUGCGAGUGUUGAUGUCCGGCGAGGUAUCGUCGCUAAAACUGCACGAGUAUUAUCUCUCGGACGACGAUUUAGAACCGCCCGAUAUGUCUCAGGUUUCUAUUUUUAGUCGCGUGGCAGUGAGUAACAACACGUUGCAUAGCGAAAAGAGCGAGUAA
This is a messenger RNA of Colletes gigas, 3414 nucleotides long. RefSeq names its product mutS protein homolog 4-like. The coding region runs from base 1 to 3414 and encodes 1137 amino acids. Gene Ontology annotation, molecular function: mismatched DNA binding; ATP binding; ATP-dependent DNA damage sensor activity. Gene Ontology annotation, cellular component: nucleus. The record is from RefSeq and is a predicted model, not a curated record. Gene Ontology annotation, biological process: mismatch repair; reciprocal meiotic recombination. Lineage: Eukaryota; Metazoa; Arthropoda; Insecta; Hymenoptera; Colletidae. The transcript has 15 exons.